CCAAAGGUGCCACCACCUGUCCCCUGGGUGCCACCUGUCCCUUGGACGCCACCACCUGUCCCAUGGGUGCCACUGGUCCCAAAGGUGUCACUGGUCCCAAAGGUGUCACCAUCACUGGUCCCAGUCCCAAAGCUCUUCAAGGUGCCACCACCUGUCCCGUAGGUGCCACCACCUGUCCCAAAGGUGCCACCACCUGUUCCCUGGGUGCCACUUGUCCCAAAGGUGCCACCACCUGUCCCAUGGGUGGCACCACCUGUCCCGUAGGUGCCACCACCUGUCCCAAAGGUGCCACCACCUGUUCCCUGGGUGCCACUUGUCCCAAAGGUGCCACCACCUGUCCCAUGGGUGGCACCACCUGUCCCGAAGGUGCCACCACCUGUCCCAAAGGUGUCACCUGUCCCAUGGGCGCCACCUGUCCCAAAGGUGUCACCUGUCCCCUGGGCACCACCUGUCCCAUGGGUGCCACCUGUCCCAAAGGUGCCACUGGUCCCAAAAGCGCCACCAGCGGUGCCAAGGGUGUCACCAGUGCCGAAAGCGUCACUGGUCCCAAAGGUGCCACCAGUCCCAAAGGUGCCACCACCUGUCCCAAAGGUGCCACCAGUCCCAGUCCCGUAAAUGCCACCCCCGGUCCCGUAGGUGCCACCACCUGUCCCAAAGGUGUCACCAUCACUGGUCCCAGUCCCAAAGCUCUUCAAGGUGCCACCACCUGUCCCUUGAGCAGUCUGGGGCCGUCUGCUUGA
Messenger RNA from Ficedula albicollis (Collared flycatcher), 740 nucleotides. Its product is annotated as nascent polypeptide-associated complex subunit alpha, muscle-specific form-like. The record is from RefSeq and is a predicted model, not a curated record. Lineage: Eukaryota; Metazoa; Chordata; Aves; Passeriformes; Muscicapidae. Bases 63 to 740 code for a protein of 225 amino acids. The transcript has 6 exons.